CUCAUCACAACGUUACAUCCCAAUUUCAGGGAUCAUUAGACGGUCGGAGGCAGAGGCAGCGAUUGACGCCGCACCAAUCGCAAGCACAUGCAUGUGCUGUCCGCCAGCGCAAGGAAGUCGUCAAGAUCUGAUAUCAUUAUUUUGAACCCUUCCGUCCACAUUCCAGCCACCUCAAAAUCUUCUCUUCUCUAACAUAAUUGCUCACCCCCUCUCAAACGCUUAAUCGCCGCCGAACAAAUCCUCCACACCACUGAAACUUCAUUGCUGCGAGCGGAGAGAGACAUCCGACGUCGUCCAGAUAAACGGUCGUGCCCCACCCACGGCCAGCGAAGCGUUGUACAUUGGGUCAGGAUUGCGGGUCACACGAUCAUUUCGACACUGUCAUAUUUCACAACACAACCACCAUAAGAUCACAGACGUCUCUAGUAAAUCAUGGCGCAAGUAGCAUCCCCUCAUCAUUCUCCCUCAUCGGCUCCGCGCCGACCAAAAGGAAUUCUCAAGAAUUCAAGCUCCUUUUAUAACUCACCGCCGGACACGCGCAUGAGCCCGACAUCAGAGAAGCCGAACUUCACAUCGAUCGAGAAGUCGCCCGAUGGCGCCCAGCGACCCGGUCUGCCGCACCAGAUGUCGGAGAAAGAGAUUGUGCAGAUGAACACAGAGAUCAACGCAGGCGAAGCUGGUCAGCGUCGCAACAGCAGUAACCCUCGUGCAAGCCUGGGCCAACGACAAUCGUCGCAAGGCAGCAAUUCUGGGCGCUCAGAUGGCGAGGUCGACGAAAGUGGAACGCGCUUGAAGUGGGACGAGGCCAAUCUCUACCUCAAUGAAGGUCAGAUGGGCGGCAAGAUGAAGAUCGACGAGCCCAAGACACCAUUCGCGAAGAACUACGACCCCACGGAGGACGAGGACGACGAAGUGGAGACUUUGAAUGCGCAAGAAAUUGCAGUGGAUGAGCUGGACAUGAACAAGACACGCAAGACUGGAAGAUCGGGCUCAGGAGCUGGCGCCAAAAUGGCUGACAUCCCGGGCCUCGACCUGGGCGAGCCCCAGCUGGAGCCUGCGGUACCGACGGAGGGCGGUGCCGAGCGCAAAGUCCAUGUCGAUAGUGACUACAUGGACGUGGACGGCAGCCGCCAUGGAGAGGAGGACACCACUGAUAUGACCAGCGAGGAGAGGGAAAAGCACAAGAAGUUUGAGGAGAUGCGCAAGAAGCACUACGAGAUGAAGAACAUCAAGGAUCUACUCGGCCACCCGGAUGCCGUUGACGCCAUGGAGGACGAUGGGGAUGAAUGACAGAGUAGUCCCAUCCAACUUGUGAAGGACCUCACUACCGCGAACCUCGACAUUGAGGAGCAGCCAUUUGACGGCUACGACGGACGAAUUUGACGCAUAUUCACGACAGGGCAUGUAUUGGUGUUUUUUUUGGGGCGGCAGCGC
This is a messenger RNA of Dissoconium aciculare CBS 342.82, 1434 nucleotides long. RefSeq lists its product as uncharacterized. NCBI's taxonomy places the organism in Eukaryota, Fungi, Ascomycota, Dothideomycetes, Mycosphaerellales, Dissoconiaceae. The record is from RefSeq and is a predicted model, not a curated record. Gene Ontology annotation, biological process: regulation of signal transduction. Gene Ontology annotation, molecular function: protein phosphatase inhibitor activity. The transcript is spliced from 3 exons. Bases 433 to 1290 code for a protein of 285 amino acids.